This is a messenger RNA of Tripterygium wilfordii, 905 nucleotides long. Its product is annotated as 50S ribosomal protein L21, chloroplastic. The record is from RefSeq and is a predicted model, not a curated record. Gene Ontology annotation, cellular component: ribosome. The transcript has 5 exons. Gene Ontology annotation, molecular function: RNA binding; structural constituent of ribosome. The coding region runs from base 42 to 692 and encodes 216 amino acids. Gene Ontology annotation, biological process: translation. Lineage: Eukaryota; Viridiplantae; Streptophyta; Magnoliopsida; Celastrales; Celastraceae.
AAGAGACAGAGCAGGUUAGCUUUCCACACUCGAAAGCAAAGAUGGCCUCCUCUGCAACUUCAACUGCGACGCUCGCUCUCUGUUCUUCGUUUCAAACUCAUUGCAACAUCUCCCAUCAUCGUAACCAACCACAAUGCAUCUCUCUCAGCAAUACCCAAUCCAGUUUUCUUUCCAAAACCCAUCAUCUUCUGUCCACAAGAUCUGCACUCCCGCUCAUUCCCAAAUUCUCCUCAUCCGACGCGCCAGUUUUGGAAGCCGAAGCGAAAGCGGAAGUCGGAGCCGAGCCGGAACCUACUCAGAUUGUUGAAACUGCCGAGGAAAAGCCCAAAAGAGAGGAGAUUUUUGCCGUGGUCAUGAUUGGGGGUCGCCAGUAUAUUGUUUUCCCAGGAAGAUUUCUCUAUGUUCAGAGGCUAAAAGGUGCAAAUGUCAAUGAUAAGAUUACUCUCAACAGGGUGUUACUGGUGGGGAAAAAAGAUAUUACCUACAUUGGGAAACCAGUGGUGACUAAUGCCGUCGUGGAAGCUGUUGUUGAAGAGCAGGGAUUGGAUCCUAAAGUAAUUGUUUUCAAGUAUAAGAAGAAGAAAAACUAUCGGAGAAAUAUUGGCCAUCGACAGCCAAACUCGCGGAUUAGGAUAACAGCCAUCACAGGCUAUCAAGACUAUCCGGCAACUACGCUUGACGAUGAACCCUAGGUAUAUGCUGGGGGUAUGUACCAGGCAAUCACAUCCAAAUUUACUGUAAUCUCGUAAUGCUUUGAAAGUCGUUUGUCAAAAUGAAGUAUAAUGUUACAGAAUAUUGUUGCUAUCCUUCUGUUUGUUUUUCAAAACCCCAAGCAGCCCAAGGGCUCCAUAUAACCAUAUUUCAUGCACAACCACAUCAUUUUUGUUUUAUUGGCACUCUGAUGA